AUGGCCACUGAACUUAAUGGAUCACCCCCGCGACUGGUCCGGCUUCCACGACCUACCCACCUGAAUAGCCUGAAACCUGUGUACAUCCUUGAUAUACAGGACGAGAGGGCAAACACGCUGCGCCGCCUCCUUCAGCAGGGUCACACCGCCGUUGCCCCUUUGCGCGAACCGAAGUUGAUUCUUCACAGCCAUCUUCCUCAUCUACUGGGCUCGGCCUAUUUCCUGGGUGCAUCUGCCGAGCAGCUAGAAGAGCUCUAUGAACACGAAGUCACGACAUUGAAAGAGAUUAAUGAUACGUUCAUUACAGGCGCUGCUAUUUCACGGAAUAAUUGGAGAGAGUUUUUAGGGCAGAAAUCGUAUACGGUGGCCUACGUGCAGUACUUCGAUGAAGAAUUGAAGCGCAACAAUGGUGACUGGAAGAAGGUGCUGCGACAGUAUCUGUUUCCUAGGCCGGAGCCGCUCAUCAAUGGCUUCAGUGGUGGUCUUGGUCAUCCCUUUAUCCACCUCGCCUAUGCGUGGGAGCUCCGAGCUCCCACGGUUGCAACGGAGGCAUUGUCAUUGGGCUGCACUGAAAAUAUCGAAGUACAUGGCUUACUAGACAACUAUCCCGCUGACAACUCCACCUACAAAACAUCCAGCUUGGCGGACGUCAUCAGGCGCAUCCACGAUGACAAACGCUUUGACGGCCUCUUCGAGCAUCAGGGCAUCACGAACGCCGAAUCUCUGAUGCAACAGCGUUUUGAGGCCGUCCUGGAACACUGGAAUGCAUGGGAAGUAGACAACCCUCUCCAGCAGCUGGAAAAUUGCUGCGACGUCUCGGUCCUGCUGGCUAUUGCAACCGGUGAUAGAGAGCGCAAGUUUGACUUUUACCUUGUCCACACCAUGACUGUUGCGCAUGCCCUGCGCGUUCUGUGGGAGUUGUUCCCUGAGGACCAGCGGAGCUGUAUUCUGAGACAAUAUGCGCUUUUCGUGAUUAUUGUGUACAUCUGUCAGCUUAAACCUGAGGUUAACUUCGAUCAGAUUGACGCGAUUGAGUCUGUGCAGCUGGCUGAUGGGGAUGACUGGGAUUUGGUAGCCAGGAGGGCUCUACGGCACAAGUGGAUGAAGGAUUCGCAUUUCUUUAAGGUGAUCCGGGCUCCGAAGGCGUUUGAGGAGACGUAUGGGUCGAAGAAUGAUUUCUAUCGGAAGGCGUCUGCUAAGUUUUUAGCUGAGUUUGACGGGUGGGAGGGGUUUGGACUGGGUGUUGAGGGAUUUCUUCCGAAUCGCGAUGGAUAUAUACCUGAGUGA
Messenger RNA from Penicillium lagena, 1287 nucleotides. RefSeq names its product questin oxidase family protein. Bases 1 to 1287 code for a protein of 428 amino acids. The record is from RefSeq and is a predicted model, not a curated record. Lineage: Eukaryota; Fungi; Ascomycota; Eurotiomycetes; Eurotiales; Aspergillaceae. Gene Ontology annotation, molecular function: oxidoreductase activity. The transcript has 4 exons.